GUCGUGACGGAAGUCUUAUUUUUAUUUUUUAUUGAAGGAUACAUUAACAAAAAUAUAACUCAACAUACAAAUUACCAGGGGCUACACCGGACACUUCCUGAAUUGAGUAUUCUGCAACUGUGCAAGCAGGGCAUCCUUGAGGGAUCAGGGCUCUUACAUGGUUUGGUGCAACCACAAUAAUUGUUGUCCUUUCGUAUUUGACCCCUGCCAGCUGAGGUCAGGGGAGAGUCACAGAGAUAAAUCGCCUCCAGUGUGGACGAACAGCCGAAAACCUUCAUGGUGCCACUGAAAUGCCAUCCAUCAUGCGCAAGAGACCGAACUCUGCCAUGCACGCUGCUUUACUGACCAGACAGAUGUGGAGGGAGACGGACUCCUGCCUGAAGAACGCUCCGUUUCAUUUGGACCUCUGGGGCUCUUUCACGGUACAGAACUGGCUGCUGGACGUUGGCAGGCCUGUUGUCAUGAUCUUUUGCCCAAUGGAGUGGCUUCCUCUGAACAAACCCACCGCUGGCGAUUACCUCCACAUGCUGUACAUCAUCACUACUCCCUUCCUGUUGCUCAAGCUCAUAGAGCGAAGCCCGAAGACCUUACCUCGCUCUGCGGUCUACCUGUGUAUCAUUACAUUUGUGAUGGGGGCCAGUAUACACCUGGUCGGGGACUCAAUCAACCAUCGGCUGCUGCUCAGUGGAUACCAGCUACACCUGUCCGUCAGAGAGAAUCCGAUCAUGAGGAACAUCAAACCACAAACCCUGAUCGACUCUUUUGACCUGCUGCACUUUUAUGAUGAGAGUUUGGGACAUUGUAUGUGGUGUGUUCCACUAUUUCUCAUCUUAUUCCUCUAUUUCACUGGCUGUUUCACUAUUGUCAAAGAAGAGAGGAUGAUGCCCUUCUCUGCUUGGCUUCUAUUGGGUCCUAGUACCCUUUAUUACUGGUAUCUCGUGACGGAAGGACAAAUCUUCAUCCCGUUUAUUUUCACAUUUUUUGCCAUGAUGGCUACUGUUGUGCACCAGAAACGAAAAGGAUUAAUUCUGGACAGUAACGGACUCUUCCUGCUGUACAGUUUUGCAGUAUCUCUCGUGUUAGUAACCAUCUGGGUCGCGUGUCUGUGGAACGACAAGGUGUUACAAAAGAAAUAUCCAGGAGUGAUGUACAUACCAGAGCCGUGGGCCCUUUAUACACUACACCUUAGAGACAAACAUAGGACAUUUACAGACUGAGAACAUACAGUCUUCC
Molecule: messenger RNA, 1233 nt
Organism: Xyrauchen texanus (razorback sucker)
Lineage: Eukaryota; Metazoa; Chordata; Actinopteri; Cypriniformes; Catostomidae
Gene: cln6b
Product: CLN6 transmembrane ER protein b
Exons: 8
Coding region: 291-1217 (308 amino acids)
Source: RefSeq, a predicted model, not a curated record